Messenger RNA from Durotheca rogersii, 1183 nucleotides. RefSeq lists its product as uncharacterized. The coding region runs from base 23 to 493 and encodes 156 amino acids. The transcript is spliced from 2 exons. Lineage: Eukaryota; Fungi; Ascomycota; Sordariomycetes; Xylariales; Xylariaceae. The record is from RefSeq and is a predicted model, not a curated record.
CUCUUCCACAACCUCGCCCAACAUGCAGUUCAGCAAGCUCGCCACCCUCCUGGCCAUCGCCACUGCUGCUGCCGCCGCCCCCACCGAGAUCCAAAUCCGCACCAUCGGCUCUGGGUCCGGCCUUGGGUCCGGCCUUGGGUCCGGCUCUGGGUCCGACCUUGGGUCCGGCCUUGGGUCCGGCCUUGGGUCCGGCUCUGGCUCCGGCUCCGGCUCCGAUCCCGGCUCUGGCUCCAACUCUGGCUCCGGCUCUAACUCUGGCUCUGGCUCCAACUCUGGCUCUGGCUCCGGCUCCGGCUCCGGCUCCGGAUCCGGAUCCACCACCUGCAGCAACAAUCAGCAGUCUCAGGUGUGCUGCUCCGGCGGCCUGCUCGGCCUCGGCUGCCUCAUCCAGAUCCUCGGCUCUUCCUGCGCCGGGGAGGCCUACUGCUGCGACACGAGCGGGGGUGCCGGCACCCUCGUCAACAUCGACCUCCUCAGCUGCCUUCACCUCUAAAUGCCAAGGCAGAACCUGGAAUCGGGAGGAGAGCAGAACCCCGGGUGUGCUGAGAUGUAAGGGGGGAAAAGGGGCGACGAUAGAGUGCUGAAGGAAGAUGGAAGGGGGGGGAGGGGAAGUGGACAUACGGCGGGAGGAUAUGCGGACUAUGGGAGAACCUCAUUUGUCUAUUCGACCGGCAAGGACCUAGACCUAGAACCAACGCUCUUUUACCAGCUUCGUAAGUAUAGGGCAAUACACGCACGCACACACCACCGAAACUCUCUGCCUGUCGCGGGUCUCAAUCCGCGGCCCCGGUGAAUGCCCAGUCUGUCUUCGAUCGUCGAGUAUGCACCGCCUCCUAUUAAGACAUACAACCCCUUUACUGCCCCAUGCCACAACAAGCAGUACCAGCCAAGGAAGGACUGCCCGAGGCCACGCGUUGCGAUACCCAAUAGCCGAGCAACAACUCCCCAUUGAGAGGCGCGAGGCGUCUAUGACACGAUGGAGCCCUAGCAACGAGGCCAACAAGUGGUGGCCGAUACCUAUUAAAAGCCUUUGCUACACGGUGCAGCUCAUAGCACUAGCCGUCGGACACGCCAGAGUGCGAUGUCUCCCCGAGGUCUCCCCUGAGGGGGGAGGGUCAGUUUCCGCGCGGUAUGAUGUAGUCAGUCUACGCCCGUUACUUUUACCAUUUCCCCGGAUCCCAGC